Messenger RNA from Neurospora hispaniola, 926 nucleotides. RefSeq lists its product as uncharacterized. NCBI's taxonomy places the organism in Eukaryota, Fungi, Ascomycota, Sordariomycetes, Sordariales, Sordariaceae. The transcript has 3 exons. The record is from RefSeq and is a predicted model, not a curated record. Bases 1 to 663 code for a protein of 220 amino acids.
AUGAUCGUGGGCGGCUUAUCAACAACAUCCAAGACAAGAUACAUCGGCUCCGAGACCCUUCGCACACAACCACUUGGUAACUACCUAACACGGGAGAUCCACCCGAAGGAGUCAAAAGUCCAAAGAAGCAGCUCAACGCACUGCAUUGCAUCUUGCAUGUCAUUGCAUCAACAACAAAGAUUGGACCAUUUCUGGUUGCUUUCAAUGAGCCGCGUGAUCACGGGUCAUGAAGCUAUGAACUCACCUCGCGUCAACGCUAAAGCGUCGAGCGACGACGGAGCUCUGUACGGGCAAGUCGGCGACGACGACGACGACGAGGUCGAGCAAGGGCCAGCAUCACCUAGCGGGCAACGUUCUGCUCUUGAGCCAGUCGAGAGAAGUGCGAUGUGCGCCAGCGAUGGCGAUGGCGAUGGCGACGGCGCUGGUUGCUUGGCGGUGGACGAUGUGGACGGUUGGAUGAUGCGGGACUAUCAAUCUCAACGAUGUCGGUGGCCCGGUGAGUGGCCUUUGACUGACGAUUGCGAUGCAAAGCUCACCAGUCCAGUCAAAUCGUCAGUCAGUUGCAGGAAACUAACAACCAAAGUCAGCCUCGAGCAACUCCGUUCGACCCGUAUGAAGCUCCAGUCCGUUACGCAAGAGCGGUGCAUGGAUCCCGUUGGAUAAGGUGAGACACAUUCAAGCACCAGAUCGGGGAAUUACCUGCGUAACAGAGGUCACGGACAGAUUGUGGCAUUGUGCUCGGGGACCGCCAAGAGUGACGAUCCCGUGAUUCGGAUCCCGUGCUGCCCCGGUCUGGGAAUUGCCCGCAGCAGAUAAUGUGAAUAUGUGAUGGUUUUCCGGGCCGAAGUGGUAAGCUGAGGUGAUCGGUCGUCGUUCUAUGGCCGAGCGGGGUCGGUCGGUCCAGCCAAGGCCAAGCAAGAGAAAAG